AUGUGCCCCUGGGGUCCAUUAACAUGUAUCCCAGAAUAUGCUGCAACGCCUGGAGCAAGUUGUCCUCUUAAUGUCUGCUGUUCCAAAUAUGGCUUUUGCGGUACCACCGAUGACUUCUGCGGCAGCGGAUGCCAGAAUGGCUGCGACGCCAUCAAAGAACCUACAUGUUCUGCAUCAUCUAGCGAGGCCGUCUACAUUGGCUACUAUGAAGGCUGGAACCCAACCCACCCUUGUGAUGUUGUCUUGCCUGAAAACAUCAAUGUUGAUCCGUGGACCCACCUCUACUAUUCUUUCGCCGGCAUCAGUACGUCUGACUUUACCAUCACCACGACCCAUGACAAGGAUAAGGAAUACUGGUCAAGGUUCACUGCCCUCAAGAAGAAGAAGCCGUCGUUAAAAACGUACAUUUCUGUCGGGGGAUGGGACCUGGGAGGAGAGGUAUUUUCGCACAUGGUACAAUUUCCAGGGGCACGCAAGGCUUUCAUUAGUUCAGCGCUCUCGAUGAUGUCCGAGUAUGGGUUUGACGGAAUUGACAUCGACUGGGAAUAUCCCGCUGCCGAGGAUCGUGGUGGCGCAUCGACCGAUACCGAUAAUUUCGUGACUUUUCUCUCCGAAAUGAGAGCCGCUUUGGGAACAGAGUACGGUCUUACUUGCACUAUACCAUCUUCCUACUGGUAUCUGAAAGGCUUCAAUGUUACGGGGAUGGAGCCCUACGUUGACUAUUUCAACUUCAUGUCAUAUGAUAUUCAUGGUACUUGGGACGGCAAAAGCAAGUGGACGAGUUCUGACGUGAACCCCCACACCAACCUUACCGAGAUCUCUUCUGGACUUGAUCUCUUGUGGCGCAAUGGAAUUGACCCUGGCAAAGUUCUGCUCGGCCUGGGGUUCUAUGGACGGUCAUUCACGUUGGCUGAUCCUUCAUGCAAUACUCCGGGGUGUCCCUUCAAUACUGCAAACAACAGCACUGGUGGGGGAGUUGCUGGAGAGUGCACCCAGACUAGUGGAAUCCUAUCAGACUACGAGAUCAAUCGCAUCAUGCAAGACUAUUCAGUUAAUAUUAAGUAUGAUGAGACAUCUGGAGUGAACUGGAUGACAUGGAGCGGAAAUCAAUGGGUCUCAUUUGACAAUGCUCGCACUUUGAAGAAAAAGGCAGACUUUGCCAAUAGCAAAUGUCUAGGAGGUUUAUUCAGCUGGGCUCUCGAUAUGGGUGGGCCUGGGUCUCUCAAGAAUCCGAACGAAAUGUCUUCUAGCGACACCGGCAUGGGUGGUGCCAAUACUGAAGGAGGAAGUGAUGGCACUGGUGUCGUCUAUGUGGGGCCGGAGGUGUUUACCUCGCCAACUGUAACUGCAAUAGCCCCUGUCGACAUUAUAUUUCCUCAGGAUAUCCUUGGCAGCCCGACAGUGAUUUCGCCCGAGUCAUACCCAACAAGCUUGGAGGUUGUCUGGAAUACCACGACGACCGUCACCUCGGGUACAUCCACUGGCGUCAGCACGGGAACAACCCGCUAUAUCAUGCCCACCAACAUCGCCGUGCCCCCAGUGACGAUCGGAACCAUCAGCUAUUACAAUUGGAACAUCACCAAUCCACACAUAACCUCUGCACAUGGAACCUUAAUCCCCAGCAUCGACCUACCCCCCGUGACAGUCAUCGAUGACCCGAAUCCACUAAAUGAAACAGGCAUUUCUCACUCCCCACUGGGUACGCGGGUGAUCCACAUCCCUCCUUGGCCGUGGUCGACUGGGGGCACAGUAUAUCCGAAUGUCACUUUCAAUCAAGGCAGCCCUCCUGGUCCGACAUGUACUGCCAACUGUGGUCACAAGUGCAGCAACUUUUGCGAUGGACCCUGCCUAACGGAUUGCGGUAAAAAUAGCUCUUCGGGAUUUAUCGAUCCCUUGGAUACUGACCCACCAUCGGUAAACAAGUGCUCGGGCCCGGGAUGUGUCAAUGGAAAAUGCACAGGACAGGGGCUCUGUAUUGAGCGUGGUUGUACUGGCUCUGAUUGUCAACAUCGGGUGUGCGUGGGAGAGAACUGCACUCCUACUGCAUGUAGUGGGCGAGACUGCAAGGAUGGGCACUGCACUGGAAGCAACUGUAAGGAUCAUGGCUGUAUUGGCACUGAUUGCAAUGACGAUAGUGGUGACGACAGCGGAGAUGAUGGAGACGAUAGUGGGGAUGAUGAUAGUGGAAGUGACGCUGAGGGGGCAUGCUUUGGCUCUGAAUGCCUCUCUUGGGGUUGUAUCGGCGUCGAUUGUUCUUCCUCAACGCAUACCUGCACAGGUCCGAAUUGCCGUGUAGUUAGCUGCAGUGGUCCGGGCUGCAAGAACGGCAUUUGCAACGGAGACAAGUGCAAUUCAGAGGACACUGACUGUGAUUCAAGGGAGGCAGACAGAUGUACCGAGUAUAUCUCCAGCACUCUCGUCACUCCAGCCUCUACAUACUCCAUAACUACCGUUACCAGCCAAUGCUCCACUAUCACUGCAUGCUCAGCGAAUCCUUCCACAAUCACCAGCACAAUAACCGGAGAUGGCCUGACGGAGGGCACGAUUACUGCAGUGGACUCAACCGUGUCUGAAGACCCCGCCCUCUGGACAAUGAUACUGGACGACCUCAGCAGUUACUAUUCCAUGGCAUAUGACACUAACUCGUCGACAAGCACCAGCAGCACGUCCAGCACCAUGAGUACAUCUACGACUCAUUCGACGACCUCAACGACGACCUCCACUACUGCCUUCGCGUCUGAAACGGGCUAUAACUGUAAGGGAUCUUCGCGCUGCGGUACCUUUUCGAACCUACGGGGUUUCUGCGACAAGGCAAAGGAUGACCUAUUAGGCACGAAAGACACAAACUCUGGAACAUGUUAUACCGACGGCAUGAACGCAGGAUUUGGAUGCGGUGUGUUUGUCGAGGGAGAUAACUGCGAAAUGACAGGGGCUGAGCUGGCAGCGCACUACGACCAUAUCAUGCAAUCCUCCGGUGGUGGUUGCAAGAUAUGUGGUCACGCUCUGCUAUCUAAUGGCUGCAAGGUGACAGUGAAUUAUGUGAGCCAUUGCCAAAAUACCGAUGGCAUCUUCCAGCCUGCUGGAAACGAUGGUCCGGAUGAGGAUGUGGAAACUUCUGCUUCUCUGAGACCUUCUCCUACUCCCCUGCUUACUACAAGCCACGGGGUAUUCAAUUAA
Aspergillus vadensis CBS 113365 is the source of this 3177-nucleotide messenger RNA. RefSeq names its product bacteriodes thetaiotaomicron symbiotic chitinase. The record is from RefSeq and is a predicted model, not a curated record. Lineage: Eukaryota; Fungi; Ascomycota; Eurotiomycetes; Eurotiales; Aspergillaceae. Gene Ontology annotation, biological process: carbohydrate metabolic process. Gene Ontology annotation, molecular function: hydrolase activity, hydrolyzing O-glycosyl compounds; chitin binding. The coding region runs from base 1 to 3177 and encodes 1058 amino acids. The transcript is spliced from 10 exons.